Molecule: messenger RNA, 4237 nt
Organism: Xiphophorus maculatus (southern platyfish)
Lineage: Eukaryota; Metazoa; Chordata; Actinopteri; Cyprinodontiformes; Poeciliidae
Product: SITS-binding protein-like
Exons: 10
Coding region: 506-2587 (693 amino acids)
Biological process (GO): carbohydrate metabolic process
Molecular function (GO): hydrolase activity, hydrolyzing O-glycosyl compounds
Source: RefSeq, a predicted model, not a curated record
GCCCGCUCCUUUCUCACCCGAAGUGGGCAACUCCACGACUCUGCCAACCCCUUUUUGAUCCCCCACUUCCCCCUCCGCCGUUCCCCCGAAAAACCCGGUGUUACGUCAGAAAGUGCACGACAGGCAGACUCGGAGGAGCUAAACGUAGAUGUUGCUGCCAAACCCGGCUCGGGGCUGCUCCCGAGCUCACUGCAGCCAAUGCAAUAUAAAAACACAAGCUUUUUAAAGCAGCGACAGUAUGCGGUAAGUCAAUUGUUAAUUCAUGCUUGUUCGUCUCCUCGCUGGGAUUUAUUUUUCUCACAGCUUUCUUCACGUGACAGGUCACUGUUGCUGGCACAAUUACGCGCAAAACAGAGCAGGAGAGUAAACGGUGUACAGAUAAGGAGUAGACUGGUUUACUGGUUUGAACAAAAAGAGUAUGAUAUGAUGAUGCAACAGACAUUUUUGACACACGGAUGUUUUUACAUUUUUGAAGUUUGAUUCUUUGUUGAUCUGAAAAACAAACAUGCCCCACGCUCGAAAUAGGAACCCCAGUCCCAUCCCGGAGGUAACAUGGGACACGGGACUGAAGGAGAUGAACGAGACGUGGAAAGGGGCAAUAGCCUGUCUGGGGGUGGCUGUCUUCUUUGUAAUGACCAUCGGGAUUAUUUACUGGCAAGUGGUGGACCAGCCCAACAAGAACUGGAUCCUCAGGGGAACUUUCAGCGGACUGAUCUGGGAGAGAAGAACCCAUUCGCUGGUCAUACAGACUCUGAUGGAGGACAGGACCUACGUGGAGAUAGACGUCGGGAACGUGGGGAACCCCGACAUCGAGGUUCCCUUUGUGAGGAACCUGUGUUGGCUUAAUAAAACAGAGUUCUGCUACACCUGGGACUCGGUGGCCGAGGUGAAGAUCUCGCUGGAGGCGAGCGAGGAUGCAGAGACGGAGUGCUACAGCAUGGCCUGGACGCCGGUGAACUGUCAUGUGGAGCUGAAGGACUGCUUCUCCAUGGCCAAUGUCUCCUGGUACGGCGGUGCGAAUGUCCAGGGUCAGACUUGGCCCAUUAAUGAUCAGAACAUCACAAUGCAGCCCUACAUCGUCAGCAAUCUUAAGGACAGUCCCUCUGGAUAUGGCUCUCCACUGGAACGCUACUUCCUGGGUUCAUCGGGAGUCACAGUGCUUGUAUCUCCUGACAUCCCCAUGCAGCUCGGGUUGGACUGUAGACAGCAGUUCUGCUUGAAGUCGCUGCCUAGUAUGGAGCGCCUCCCUCUCCAGUACACUGUGUGUGUGGCCCGCAACGUUAAAGCCGCUCACCUGGAAGCCGUGCAGCAGCUUUCCGAGCUUAGCAGGGAGCUGCCAAACAUGAAAACGUUGUGGCUGCCGUUCUGGAAGUUCCUCACCAAUGUGGACACGGGGCCGAAAGUGGAGAAGGAGCUGCGAACCUUCUCCAAUCGUCUGAGGAGACACCAGUUGGGGGAGGGAGUCAUUAGCCUCAAUGAACAUUCCACCACCCUCCUUUCAGAAAUGGACCACGACUACCUCAACAGCAGGAAAAGAGGGAUGUCCAAGAGACUGACCAGGGACCUCCCACUUGUCAAGCUUCUUAACAUUUCCAUCACCCUGUCUCCUUUCCUGGGCGUGGACACCACGCAGUUCCACACCUCCCUCACUGACGGCACAGAGGACUACUGGCUCAGUCUUCCCUCAGCCACUCAGGGGAAACUGAUCCCUGUGCUGACCCAGUGGCGAGGAAAGUUCUGUGUAAAGCUGAACCUCACUAACCCAGCCGCUGUGAGCUGGUUCCUGGACAGAGUGGAGUCCCUGCAGGCCCAUUUAGGGAUGGAGUACAUUGUACUGGAGGGGGGAGAGGGGAAUCUGUUUGAGGAGCAGGCCCUGCGAACACCGCUGGUUCUGAGUGGAGAUAAAUACAUUGAACUUCUGGCUGACAUGGCCACCAGCAUAGGAGACUCCACCAUCAUGACAGCUGGAACUAGGUCAAGCCACAUGCCUCUGUUCAUCAAGAUGGCACCCUUACAAUCUGACUGGAGUCCAACGGGUUUGAGGGCAGUCAUUCCCUCCUUGUUGCACCAUGCCUUGGUGGGAUACAACUUCCUCAUUCCCGAUGCAGUAGGAGGCUCUCUGUCUGGAGACCUGGUCACCGAUAAGGAGCUGUUUAUCCGGUGGCUGGAGAUAGCAGCUUUUCUUCCUGUUCUCAGCUUCCAUACGCCACCCUGGGCCUUUGGUGAGGACCAGGUGUUGAAUCUGACCCGGAUUUAUAUCACAAAGCACCAGACGGAUGUGGUUCCACUACUACAGAAGUAUGCAGAGGAGUGGCAGUUGACCGGAAACCCCAUCUACCGUCCUUUGUGGUGGCUCAGUCCCAGUGACCCCAUGACUUUCACCACCGAUGACCAGUUUUUAAUUGGAGACGAGGUCCUGGUGGCACCAAUAGUGGAGAAGGGAGCAGUCCAGAGGGAUAUUUAUUUACCAGAUGGGGGCUUCCAGUGGCAAGACAGCCAGAGUGAGCAGGUGUUUGAUGGCGGGACGUUUCUGGAGGAUUACCCUGUUCCUCUGGAGGAGGUGGCCGUUUUCAUAAGGAGAAGCUGAGUCCUGACUAAUCUCUUUAGUCGCCCAACUGUUACUGUUUUGAAUCAAAUUCUUAAAAAAAUAUUUUUCUGAAAGUGUUCUGAUCUCAACUUGCACUUUUCCACUAAAGACCAUUGACACUGUCUCAACGUCUGACUUGAGAUGACAUGUAGAAAGACUUUUUUUUUUAUACUUGCACUUUAAAGUUUGAAAUUGUUACCCUUUUCUCUUUGUGAUAUGUUUUCUUCCUUUUUUAAGUUAAUCAGUGUUACCUCCCGGCUGAUUUUCUGGGCUUUUAUUUUUUAUUCAAUCAUCUUUCUUGUGUAUAGUUCCUGAAAGAUCUGUGUGUUUACAUACUGCCUUUCAACAGUCUUUAAUUUUUGUUGUUGUUGUUAUUGUUGCUGCUGGUUCUCUUCAUAAAGAGGAACAAAGCAUUGUAGGCUUAAAAGAAUCUCUCCAGAAGACCAAAUGAAGAAAUGGAAAAAUAGAGGAAGACUUUUGAAACAGCUAUUUUUGAGGGAACUGCUUAGUAGAAGAAAACUGGGUCACACACCAAAAGUCACAAAUUGGGAUAUUAGCACUGUGGUAUUGAAGGACUUGCUCAGUCAUUGGAAAAAAGGCUUUUACUUGAACCAAAAGAGCUGAGAGGCAGAUGCUUUAUGAAUGUACCUCAGAUUUCGGAUGCUCACUGCUUUGUGAAGCUGUUACAACAGUUGAUCACCAACUAGCAUGUUUUCAGUGAUUAGUUUAACUAAUUUAGUACAGCUCUGUUGGACAUUCUUAGUACUGUAUUCACAUGAACUUGAGGCCAAGCCACUGUUUUUUAUAACUGUGCAUAUUUCUGCAUUUAAAUCUGAUUGUUUUUUUUUUUGUUUUUUUACAAUUAUUGGUAAAACUUUGGAAAUUUUCUGAUAGGAUUCUUGUCACAAAUAGUCUCUGUGUCUUAGUUGGCUUCGUUGGCUCUGUGUCUUUAGACGGCCUCAUUCACAUACGUCAUUCUCUUCGGUUUAAUAGCUUAUUAAUAUUCUGAACCAAUGCUCUUAUAAGAUUUGUGUUUAAAUUCAAAAUCUGCCCAGAUAAAAGAAAAGAUUUUUUACUCAAUAAUUAAUCACUUUGUAUUUUUAUAUGGUUGUUGUAGAUGUUUAGAAAAGUUUUUCUUAACUGAUUUGCUCUUUGCAAAACUAUCUUAAUUGGCCAGCAGUGAUAUUACAGGCUUUGUGUCUCCAUAUAAAUUAGCUGAGCAGAUAUCAGUACUAAUCAGCUAAUACACUCAGGUCUAAUGAAUCUUAUCAGUUCACCAAAUGUCUUAUAGCGGCUUAGUAUAUUGUGAUCACACUGAUGUCUUAAUCUGUCACAGAGCAGAAUGUACAAUGUGCACACAAGGAUUUUCCAAAGCCUUUCUGGUGAGAAGUUCUAGUUCUGAUGGGAAAUCUUAAAAGAAUGUUUUUGCUCUUUUUAAACAUGUUGCAGGAAGAGCUUUUGCGUGUCGGUCCUUUAAUGUACGGAUGGAGCGAACCAGAUGCCUUAUUAAUGUGCUAAACUUAAAAUUCACACUAAGAUGUGUUUCUGGACUAUUGCUGUAUUAGCAACUGUGCCAUUACAUGUGUUUAUCUUUUCUCUUUUCUGUAAAUUGGGAUUGUAGAAUGAUGCAAUAAAGUUUACAUUUUCUUA